Saccostrea cuccullata (small rock oyster) is the source of this 1519-nucleotide messenger RNA. RefSeq lists its product as uncharacterized. The transcript is spliced from 3 exons. The record is from RefSeq and is a predicted model, not a curated record. Lineage: Eukaryota; Metazoa; Mollusca; Bivalvia; Ostreida; Ostreidae. Bases 93 to 1142 code for a protein of 349 amino acids.
GAAAACGGUGAUACUAAUUAAUUAGGAUAUGUUAAAGAAUCGCGGACAUAAACGGAAUCUUGACGAUUUUUGAAGAUUCUUCGAUCCCAGAUAUGAAUUAUGGAUAUUUUACACCGGAUUUCUCCGAAGCAGAUAUUCCUUUAGACGAUGGAAUUGAUUACGAGGGAGAUCUUACCUCGAAUCUCGAGGAGUUUCGAAGUAACAGUGUCAUUAGUACCCGCAGCCUUUGUAGUGCACUCGGAAGUCAUAUGGAAAUAAGAGCAAAGAGCCAGCAUCUUUAUGACGCCACCAUUUCACCCCCUCAGGACUACGAGGUUCCCCUACAUCAGCUUCGGGGUCUGAGAGGGAUGUACCGAACAGAAAACCUCCCCCAGGCAAAGGAUGUAAAGACCAAAAACCUCAUCAACUACUUAUUAAAAAAAGAGUCUAGCGUAUACAGAUCGAGAAAAGAUCGGCCAUUGCUUUCAGCGAGUGUUCGAAACACACAACGAUCACAGAACAGUCCUCUCCACUUCCCCAUAAGGAGGGAACAGACUCUGCCCGCAAUACACCUUAAUUCUGGACUAAAGAAAUCAGUUACUCCAAAGAAAUUCCAAAUUCCUAGAAUAGAACUGCAUAGCCCUGAUCCUACCGAAGCACAUGCUUUUUCUAGCAGACUUCUACGAAGACCAGCCGUUAGACCAACAAGUCCUAUAAACGAUUCAGACCCGUUGUUCUUUAAAUUCACACAAACAAUUGACCUUAAACCCAAAGUUUUUAAAACUCCACAAGAACAAGAAGCUUAUUAUGAGGAUAAAUAUCCUCUCCUUCUUCAUGCUAACCCUAGUGAUGCCAAAACACCACGCAAACCAAAGGAACCAAAGCGAGCGGAAGUAAUUGAAGAUCCGGCUCUUGAGCGAAGGCUCACAGUGAUUUCUAGAUUGGAUCAUCUGCAGGAAGCUGUGGAUGGAUUAGAAAAAGAGACGGAUGAUUGCGAAUUUCUUACAGAGCUCAGGGACCCUGUUUUUGACCCGACAACGUUUCCAUGGAAUCGACCGGAGCACAGAACUGAUGAAGUUCCCGGAACCCCCGCUGUGACCCCCUUCAGUAGCCAUAGUUCAUCGGAAGGGUCUAGUCAUUCUAGCAGCCCUCGAGAUCGAUGACGUUGAAAUCUUUUUAAAAUAUCAAAAUUUCUCUCUGCCAAUACAGACCCUUUGAGCCAUGGCUUGAACUCUUUUAAUAAGCAUCAGCAUUUAUCAACUUCAAAAUCUUCAACGCAUCUUUAAGUAUACAGCAUCAGUAAUAAAAAAAGACGCUUUAGUAAAUUAUUUAAUGUGUUUGAGAAUUUUUAAUGUGAGCAAAGUAUUCAAAGUAAAAUAUUGUUGGUGUAUAGGUUUUUUUUUUUUUACAAAUAAAAUGAUUGAUGGCUUUGAAACUUUCAGUUGGAAUGACCAAUGCAUUUUCACUGAAACUAAAGAUACACAUGUACCUAAAAAUGAAGGCGUGCAAUGCCAUCCCCCGCUCUAUGGAGUGUACAUUU